Humulus lupulus (European hop) is the source of this 970-nucleotide messenger RNA. Its product is annotated as late embryogenesis abundant protein At1g64065-like. Bases 116 to 754 code for a protein of 212 amino acids. The record is from RefSeq and is a predicted model, not a curated record. Lineage: Eukaryota; Viridiplantae; Streptophyta; Magnoliopsida; Rosales; Cannabaceae. The transcript has a single exon.
CCAACAUCACCACAAACAACUUCCAAAUCCAUUAACUUUUUUCUAGCAGAGAUAGAAAAGAACCAAAUUUUCUUCUAACAAUUUCUAUUGCUAGAAAAUCAUCACUAUAAGGAAAAUGGCCGAGAAGAUCAACCAGGCUCAGCCAAACGUGUACACCAGAAGAGACGAAGAAUCAGCCUCUUCACAAUCUAAUGAGCUCAAACGCAAGAAAAGAAUCAGAUUGGCAAUGUAUAUUGCUAUCUUUCUUGUGUUUCAAGUCAUUGUAAUCACAGCUUUCGGACUCGUUAUUAUGCGAGCAAAGUCUCCUAAGCUAAGGCUGAGCAAUGAUAUAGAGUUCCAAAAUCUCAACACAGCGACUUCUGGAACUGCCUCGCCUUCUUUCGACCUGACUUUCUCAGCCCAAGUAAGGGUCAAGAAUUCCAACUUUGGGCCUUACAAGUUCGACAACACCACCGCCACCUUCACCUACGGCGGCGCCACCGUAGGACAGGUUAUCAUUCCCAAGGGCAAGGCCGGAAUCAAGUCCACCAAGAAGAUUAAUGUGAUUGUGAACUUGAGUUCGUCUCAGUUGUCAGACACUGCCAAACUCGGCAGUGAGUUGAGUGCCGGGACGUUGACUUUGACCGGCACGGCGAAGAUGAGUGGGAGAGUGGAGCUGAUGAUGAUUAUGAAGAAGACGAAGUCAGCCAAUAUGGACUGCACCAUUACUAUUGAUGUGGCUGCUAAGACUGUACGGACUUUUGAAUGCAAUUGAGUGAUGGUGAAGAUGUAAAGUGUUUUUCUUUUGAUAAUUUGAUUUAUUGUUUUGGAAAUAUGUAACCAAGGCCAGCUCUUGAUCAGGAUUUGGAUUGUGUGAUCAAAGGCUCUGUUUGUAUUUAUUAUUUGUUGGACUUGAAAUUUAUUUUUUGUAAUGAUAUAUAUCAUGUUUGGAAACUUAAUUUAUGUUUUCACUUUUUGUUAAAAUCAUAUA